This is a messenger RNA of Fomitiporia mediterranea MF3/22, 1530 nucleotides long. RefSeq names its product glycoside hydrolase. The record is from RefSeq and is a predicted model, not a curated record. Bases 1 to 1530 code for a protein of 509 amino acids. Gene Ontology annotation, biological process: glucan catabolic process. The transcript has 5 exons. Gene Ontology annotation, cellular component: cell surface; extracellular region. Gene Ontology annotation, molecular function: glucan endo-1,6-beta-glucosidase activity. NCBI's taxonomy places the organism in Eukaryota, Fungi, Basidiomycota, Agaricomycetes, Hymenochaetales, Hymenochaetaceae.
AUGGAUUUCCUAAGUGGAAAAGCGCAGGAGAAGUGGAACGAGGUUCGAAAUAAGUUUCAUAAGCAACGGGAUGACCGCAGCCACGGUCUGCCUGAUAUUGAUGGUCCGAUCACGGUUCAAGACGUAUAUAGGUACCGGAGGCAAAGAGGAGUAAAUCUCGGUUCAUGGUUCACACUGGAACGCUGGAUUAGCGAUGCUCCGUUCCGGUGCGCGCAACAUCCGGCCGUUAGUGACUAUGACGUAGCAAGGGGUACAAAUGCGAAGGAAAUCCUGGAGCACCACUGGGAUACCUGGAUUACAGAACCUGACUGGCUUUGGCUAUCGGAGCAUGGAAUAAAUACUGUCCGCAUACCCGUUGGAUUCUACCACGUCUGCGGAGCCGAACGUUCCGUUCUUGAGGGGACGAGUUUUGCAGACCUGGAGAACGUAUUCUCUGGUGCCUGGACUCGCAUUCUCAACGCUAUAGACUCAGCAUCGAGACUCGGUAUCGGCGUUUUGAUAGAUUUACAUGCAGCGGCCGGUAAGCAGAACGCCGAUGCACAUAGCGGCCAAACUGGAUCUGUACAUUUCUUUGAGCGCAAAAAUAUGAUACGGACACAACAUGCACUGUGGGUCCUUGCAAGGGAAUUGCAUGAGAAGAAUAAUGUUGUCGGCAUUCAGCUAUUGAAUGAGCCACAGGACCACCAUGCGCUUGCAGAGUGGUAUACUACUACGCUAGACGAGCUGCGACGAAUUGCGCCAACGUUGCCUCUGUAUAUCCAUGACGCUUGGGAUACUGAUAAAUAUGCUGCUUUCGCCGGAGCACGCGCUGAAUCCGAUUUUGUGGUAGUCGACCAUCAUUUAUACCGCUGCUUUACGAGUUCCGAUCAAGCACUAUCUGGGGAUGAACACGCAAACGUGUUACGUACACAUAUGGACGGCGAGCUCGCUGCGCGGGCCAGUGCAUGUCGCGGAAAUAUCGUCAUCGCCGAGUUCAGCGCUGCACUCAACCCGGCGUCGCUGCGUUCGGACGAGGCGGGCGAACAGGACCGACAGCGGCGCGUUUUUGCCCGUGCGGAACUUGGCAUCUUUGAGCGACAUUGCGCCGGCUGGUACUUCUGGACGUACAAGAAGGAUAGCUGGGACGCCGGAUGGUCCCUGCGCGACACCAUUGUUGCGGAGAUUAUGCCAUCAUGGUUUGGAAUUCGGAAGGUAUCGGGCGCAGAGAUCGCCGACGAUCCGGCGGGAAGAGAUAUGGCCAAGGAGAAGGCGCUGCACGAACACACGGCUUAUUGGGACCAGUACCAAGGUCACUAUGAACACUGGCGUUUUGAGGAAGGCUUCACUAGAGGAUGGGAUGACGCAUAUGAAUUCUUCUCUUUUGAUCUAGGCUCGUCCAUAUCAGAACUGGGGUUCAAGGGCCAAUGGGCAAAGAGAAGGGCUUUCACACAUGCCAAAGAGAAGGGACACAGUGGAAAUAUAUGGGAAUUUGAGCACGGUUUAUCUCAAGGUAUUGACGCUGCAAGGAAGGCCUUAGAAGAGAUCUACUAA